Cyprinus carpio (common carp) is the source of this 1266-nucleotide messenger RNA. RefSeq names its product dual specificity protein phosphatase 23 (gene dusp23b). NCBI's taxonomy places the organism in Eukaryota, Metazoa, Chordata, Actinopteri, Cypriniformes, Cyprinidae. Gene Ontology annotation, biological process: cilium assembly; protein dephosphorylation. Gene Ontology annotation, molecular function: protein tyrosine/serine/threonine phosphatase activity. The record is from RefSeq and is a predicted model, not a curated record.
UUAUGCAUAUCAACAGCAAGUAGAUGCAAUUAAUUUUCAAUGAAAAAGCUAUUUCCACUAAGACAAAACACUCGCUCUGACUUCACCGUGUUUCAAUAGAAAAUACGGGUUUAUGGCCUUAGUGCGCCCUCUGGAGGAAGAGCUGCAUGUAACACAGACUGCAGUGAUGAGUUAGUAUCGCGUGCCACCCGAUGGUCAAACUCGACAGCUGCUUCAGGUCCGACAGAACAGCAUGUACGCCACCGCCGUCCUCAGUUCCAGAGAUUGCAUUUAUAUCUGACAUUUUACUAGCUACAAUAAUAAUAUAUUAAUGAAUGCAUGUGUAUUUAGAGAAAAGGAGCAGUGUGUGAUUAUCAGGGUGUUCAGAAGAGAACCGUAUAGUGCUAAAAACACUGAACUAAACAAGAAAAUCUAUGGCUUCGGCACAACCUCCAAACUUCUCCUGGGUGGAUCCUGGUAUAGUUGCAGGCCUGGCAAUGCCCCGAAUGACGGCCCACUAUCAGUAUCUGCUGAACAACGGCAUCAAACAUCUGGUGACCCUGAGCGAGCGCAAACCUCCUUACCGUGACACCUGUCCAGACCUGACCCUUCAUCACAUCAGGAUUCAUGACUUCUGCGCCCCAACGUUUGAUCAAAUCAACAGAUUCCUGUCCAUAGUGGAGGAGGCCAAUGCAAAAGGACAGGCUGUUGCGGUGCACUGUUUGCAUGGCUUUGGGCGGACGGGGACAAUGCUCGCCUGUUACCUGGUGAAGCGCAGGAAAAUCACUGGAAUCGAUGCCAUUAAUGAGAUAAGAAGCAUACGCCGAGGGUCCAUUGAAACCAGAGAGCAGGAACAAAUGGUGGUGCAGUUUUAUCAACAAAAUAAGGUGUAAAAUAAAGCAAUAAGCCCCAAGAAGCUGUGGUUUACAGUGAAUUUAUAACAGCUAAGGAGCAUUGCUAGGCACGCCUAAAACCCCCUUAGCUGUUAUAAAUUCACUGUAAACCACAGCUUCACUGGGAUUAUUGCUUUUAUAAAACAUUUAUUCCAUAUAGGUAUUAAGGUUUCACAUAAUAAAACAGAGCAAAUAAAGUGUAAUGAUAUAAAUAAAAACAGUAUUCUUCCACCAAACAAUGUAGUUCCUCAAAAAGUGGUUGCCGAGCAACACACAGAAGUAAACAAUGGUGUAUGUUUACGAUAACUUCGAACGCAGUUCAACCAAUCAGAAUCAAGGACCGGAACUAUCCGUUUUAUAAUAAGAAACAUUUAUUUUUAUGAUGCAGAUGUUU